Messenger RNA from Fusarium falciforme, 1569 nucleotides. RefSeq names its product DUF3533 domain-containing protein. Gene Ontology annotation, cellular component: membrane. The transcript has a single exon. The coding region runs from base 1 to 1569 and encodes 522 amino acids. Lineage: Eukaryota; Fungi; Ascomycota; Sordariomycetes; Hypocreales; Nectriaceae. The record is from RefSeq and is a predicted model, not a curated record.
AUGCCGUUAAUCAAGUCUCUGUAUCCCAGGGCCUGGGACAACCGCCCGCCAAAGAGUAGCCCGGUGCUGAAGAAGUCCCGCAAACACUUUUUCAGGGCGGUCGGCACCAACUUCCUCUACCUGCAGUUUCUUUUCCUUGGCCUCUUCUGCUAUGUCUUUGCCUCCCUAUUCCGGCAGACGAGCCAUAUUCAUGAUCUUCACGUCGUCUUUGUUGACUACGAUAGAGGCGCCAUCGGUCGCGCUGUGCGGGGUGCACAUGCCUCUCUCCAAGGGCAGAGUUUCCCUUCUUUAAUCGAACGGUCACCCUCGGACUUUCCAACCACGACCGAUCUGCUGGAAGCGGUCUGCAAGACGAGAUACUGGGGAGCUCUCUAUGUGACACAAGGCGCAUCGAGCCGGCUGCAGGAGGCUUUGACGGGAAGCACAGCAGCGUCGGCAUAUAACAACACGGACGUGAUGGCGUACAUAUGGAAUGAGGCUAUGUAUGCACCCACCAUCGACUCCGCCAUAUCAGCCAGCCUUCAGCGUCUAUCUGGGGCUGCCAGGGUGGCAUACAGUACUGGGAAAGGGACGGGCAAUAUCACAUCUGUCUCCGGCCCCGCUGCGCUCUCGGUCUUCGCAGACCCGUGGGAGCUCCAAUCCAUCAACAUCCAGCCAACGACGCAAGGAUCGAGGGCAAUCUAUAACACGGUGGUCAUCAUCUUGAUUCUGAUCCAAGAGUUCUUCUACCUCGGUACCAUCAACGGUCUCUACGCUCAGUUCAAACUAUACGCCCGCAUCGACCCUUACCGAAUCAUUGUCGUCCGCAAUGUGAUUUCCCUCUCUUACACGCUUAUUGGGUCACUAUGCGUUAUCAGUACCAUCUGGGCCUUUAAGUCAGACUGGCAUAUCAACGGAAAUCAGUUCGUCUUGUCCUGGGUCGCGUUAUGGCUCUUCGCGCACAUCAACUUUCUCACUCUUGAUGUCUUUACGAUAUGGCUGCCACCUCCGUUUGUCCCAAUGGCCCUCGUAUCAUGGAUCAUCUUCAAUGUCACCUCUAUCCUGCUGCCGUUUGAUCUAAGCCCGGCAUUUUAUCGCAUCGGGUAUAUGUUCCCGGCUCACGAGCUCUAUCAAGUACUGAUAGAUAUUUGGUCUCACGGUUGCAAUCCCCAAUUGCACUAUGCGCUACCGAUCUUGUUUACCUGGGAGCUGGUGACCCUCAUCUUAAGUGCUCUUGGGGUCUUUCGCAGAUGUCACUUCACGAUGCUUGGGGAAGAGCUGCAGGAAAAUGAGUUCAAGGAGCGACUAGAUGCCGCUGUGGCAUUCGAGAUGGUAAGGAUGAAUGAGAUGAAGCAGAAGCAUCCCGAGCCUGCGAAGCCAGAGUCUGAAGGAGAGCCUAAAGAAACAAUAUCUAAGAAGGCCAUCUCCGAAGGUGGAGACGAAGAGGAGAUUGUGCGAGAAGAGCUGGCCCUUGUCCUCGAGCAGGUCAAUACCAGACAACGACGGGAGCAGGAAAAGGCGAGCGCGACCUGCAACUUUGGGCCGGCAUUCAAUCUACCAUUCAAUCACGAGAGCGGUGAUGACGCGUAG